This is a messenger RNA of Astrephomene gubernaculifera, 6401 nucleotides long. The record is from the annotation of a GenBank genome assembly. Lineage: Eukaryota; Viridiplantae; Chlorophyta; Chlorophyceae; Chlamydomonadales; Astrephomenaceae.
CACCGUUGAGUAGAUAGAUUGUCUCUUCUUGUAACACCGUGUUGUGCGUCCCUUUAAUUACCAGUACUCAAGAGUAAGGACCAACAGCUUUUUUGUUGGAAGGCUCACGCUCGUUCACUGUAUUCCUCUGGAAAGAGUGUUGCGAUGUUGAAAGGCGCUGUCAAGCUGCCUGUCCAAGUGCAAAAGCGGCGUAAAGCGCGCAAGAAAGUUCCCGGAGCAACGACCCAGGACAGUAGAGAUAAGUCAUAUCUGGAGGACUCUUACAGCAGCGGCGCAGAGGACUACUCUGACUCGGAGGAUGAAGGCACGGAGGGUUACAAGAAAGGUGGCUAUCACCCCGUAAGCGUUGGCGAGAAGUACAAGCAGGGUAGAUACACCGUGCUCAAAAAGCUGGGCUGGGGCCACUUUUCCACGGUGUGGCUCGUCCAUGACGCCGAAUCCGGCGAUUACCGGGCGCUCAAGGUCCAGAAGAGUGCUCAGCACUACACGGAGGCCGCGCGCGAUGAGAUCACCCUGUUGUCGCAGCUGCGGGACAGCGACCCGAACAACGAAAAGAACUGCGUGCGCCUGUACGAUAGCUUUGAGCACUCUGGCCCCAACGGCCGGCACGUGUGCCUCGUGUUCGAGGUGCUGGGUGACAACCUGCUAGCCCUCAUUAAGCGGUUCGACUACAAGGGCAUUCCCAUCCCCAUUGUCCGGAACCUUGCCAAGCAAAUGCUCGUGGCGUUGGACUACAUGCACAGUUCCUGCCAGAUCAUCCACACCGACUUCAAGCCCGAGAACGUGAUGCUCGUGGAGCCGCUCCGGGACCGCACCUGGGUCAUCCCUGACCCCACGCAGCCGCAGCCUGCACCAGCACCGCAGCCCGCGCGUGCCGCUCCGGCUGCAUGCGCUGCUGGGCCCACAGCUAGCGCGCCCGCAGCCAGCGCACCCACAGCCAGCGGGGAGGCGCUCACACGCAACCAGAAGAAGAAGCUGAAGAAGAAGCUUAAAAAAGCGGCCGCGAAGAAGCCCGACCAGGCUGACUCGGCUGCGGCAGACGGCGACGGCGAUGACGGCAGUGACGUUGAGGAGUCGACCAGCUGCGUUACGGGCAUGACCUCAGAAGCAGGCGGCGAGAGCGUGUCUUGCGGCGUUGUUGCCCAGGCCGCCGAGCCUGGGGCGGACCAGCAGAGCGCCGACGCUGAUGCGGAGCGCCUGGCGAGCGGGGCGGACACCACGACGUCCGGGGUGAACGGGGGGCCUAAGCAGCUCGUCAUCACGCGGCCUGGGCUGACGGUGGAGCAGAUGCACACGGCGGCGUGCAAGGUGGUGGACUUUGGGAACGCGUGCUGGACGUACAAGCAGUUCACGACUGACGUGCAGACGAGGCAGUACCGGUGUCCGGAGGUCAUCUUGGGCGCCAAGUACUCCACGCCGGCGGACAUGUGGUCUCUCGCGUGCGUCAUCUUCGAGCUGGUCACGGGCGACCUGCUGUUCGACCCGCGCAGCGGCGACAAGUGGGACCGCGACGAGGACCACCUGGCGCUGUUCAUAGAGCUGCUGGGGCGCAUGCCGCGGAAGGUGUACGAGAAGGGCAAGUACUCCCGCGACUACUUCAACCGCAACGGCGAGCUGCGCCACAUCAAGAAGCUGCGCAUGUGGUCGCUGGACCGGGUGCUGGUGGAGAAGUACAAGCUGUCGGAGGAGGAGGCUGCGGGGCUUACCUCGUUCAUGCUGCCCAUGCUGCGGUUCGUGCCGGAGGAGCGCGCCUCCGCCGCGGAGAUGCUCAACCACCCCUGGCUGCGGGGCGAGCUCGCGCCGCAGGAGCAGGGGCAGGCCGACACGGCUGCGCGGCAGGACAAGCGGAGCGGCAGCGACUCCUCGCGCUCGAGGUCAGCCUCGCCGUCCGACCGCGACCGGCGCCAGUCGUCAAGGUCGACCUCCGGGGACCUGGCGGAGCGGCACAUCGAGCUGGUGGAGGUGGACGACGCUGUGCUUGUGACGGCCAAGCCCCUCGCCGGCGCAUAACUGUGCAAUGUUACGUGUGUCUCUGAGCGUUGUUAUGAUUCUUAUUGGCAGAGGGUGGCACUUACUGGAGAGUGGAUGCGCCUUGUGCGUGCGAACAUGGUUUUCGUGAUACUCGUGAGUGCGGAUUGAGAUAAUGUACUGGGAUGUUCGGCGUUGGCUCCGGAGCCGCCUGAUGGCUGAUCCAGCGUGUAAGCUUGCACCUGCCUUGCUAUACACAGAGGGGAAGGUGUUGCACUCCUUCAAAUAUGUCAGGAACCAUUCAGAGAAGCAAGUCUGCGGCUCCAGUAGCCGGUUGCAGGCGACUUGGCCGGCGUGCAGUGCGGAUCGCCUGCCAUGCCCACCCGAAGUCACAUGAAAAUUCUCCGUCAUGGUUCAUCCGCAAGGGCCUCGCGGCGGGUCUUGCCGGAGUUAUUCUGGGUACCUCUCAGUUUGGCCUCGAUGCGGGUGCCACAACUUCCCUGACGGAGGUACAAAAUGCAAAGGCGGAGGAGUUUGCGCGCAUCGUGCGCGAACGUUCCGGAAAACCGCUGCCCCGGGUCGAAGCAUCUCCCACUGCGCAAGCGGCUCGUGAGGAGGCCCUCCGCGCUGCCUCCGAGCGCGCAUCCUCUUCCGCCGACGCAGAUAUGCUACGCGAGCAACUUCGCACUCUAAACGACGCCCUCAAGCGCGAGCAGGCGGAGCGGGAGCGCCUUCUCUUGCUCCAGGGGCAGCAGCUGCAGCAGCAGCAGCCUCCAGCUAGCGACACCGCUGCUGCCGCCUCCGCUGCAGCGGCAGCCGCCGCCGAGGCGCAGCAGCAGCAGCAGCUGGCGGCGCUGCAGCAACAGCUUGCGGAGGCUCAGCGCAGCGCUGCUGCCUCCGCAGCGGAGCAGGCGGAGCUGCAGCAGCGGCUGGAGACGGCACGCAGGGAGGCGGUGGCGGCGGAGGCGGAGGCGGCAGCGGCAGCCCAGCAAGCGGCCGCUGCCCAGGCUGCUACUGCUGCUGCUGCCGCUGUUGGCGUGCCGCAGCAGCAGGAGGAGGGCGGCGAUGGCAGCCCGCUGAAUGCCCUGGGCGCACUGGGUCUGGUGGUGGGCGGCGGUCUGGCUGGCUAUGUGGGGGUGCUGAAGAGCAACAAGGAGUCCAGCGAGAAGUCCCUGUCCGCCUCGCUCCGCUCCGAGCAGCAGCAGGUGGCCGACCUGAGGGUGCGGGUGGAGGCGGCGGCGGCGGCGCUGGAGCGGGAGAGGGGGCUGGUGUCGCGACUGCAGACCGAGAUGCGGGCUGCGGAGCAGAACAGCGCGCAGAUGGUGCAGCUGGAGCGGUCGGAGAAGGAGGCGGCGCAGCGCAGUGCGCGACUGAGUGAGGAGGCGCUGCAGCUGGAGAGGCAGCUGGUGGAGGCGGCGAGGCGCGAGGCAGCCGCCGCCUCCGAGCUCACCUCGGCUGAGAAGGCGGCUCGGUUCGCAGCGGAGGCUGAGGCGCGGGCGCUGGCUGAGAGCCUGGCGGCGUCGGAGCGGCAACUGGAGAGCGAGAGGGAGCUGGCCAGAAGGGUGGGCAAGGAGGCCCAGGACGCCCUCUCCAAGCUUCGGUUGGCGCAGGAGGCUGCGGGGCGGGGUGUGCUGGAGUCCGCUCGCCUGACUGCCCAGCUGGAGGGCGAGGUGGCGGGGCGGCAGCAGGCGGAGGAGCAGCUGGGACAGCUGCGGGAGCGGCUGGGGCAGGCGGAUGCCAGGAUUGCGGAGCAGGAGGCGGCGCUGGGUGAGGCUGCCCAGCAGUCGCAGUCGCUGACCGCUGCCAUGCGGGUGCUGAGGGAGCAGGCGGAGGGGCACAGCGCGGCGGCGGCGAGGGAGGCGGCGGCGGCGAGGGAGGCGCGUGAGGAGCUGGAGGCGCGGCUGGGGCAGCUGGGCAAGCAGCUGCAGGAGGAGCACGACGCGCUGUCCCGGGCCCGCUCCGAGCAGUCCCGCCUGCGGGCCGCCCUGGUGGAGAGCCAGCAGCGGGCCGCGGGGCUGGAGGAGGAGCUGCGGGGGGCGCGGGGGGAGAGCGAGAUGCUGCAGGGACAGGUUCGCGAGUUGCAGUCCACCGCAUCCUUGCUGGAGGGUCGCCUGGCUGAGGCAUCCGCCUCCGCCGCCUCCUCCGCCUCCGAAGCCGCCGAUCUGCGCUCGCAGCUCUCCACCCUGGGUGGCCAGCUAUCCGGCCUCCAGGGGGAGCUAGCGGAGGAACGACGUGUCGCGGCGCAGCGCGCAGCAGAGAUGGAGGAGCUACGCGCGCGCUACCGUUCAGCCCUGGGUGCCCUGGAGGGUAGUCAGGCUGACGUGGCAGCACUCCGCGCCGAACGAGACGACCUGCAAGCGGCUUUGACCGCCCUUCGCGGCGACCUCGCGGCUUCCGAGGCAGGACGCCAGGCAGCGGAGGCGGCGGCGGCAGAUACCGCGGCUCAGCUGGCCGCCAGCAGGCAGCGCGGUGCGGAGCUGGAGUCGGCGGUUGGGGAGGCGCAGGCAGCGGUUCGGCAGGCGGCAGAGGCGUACGGCAGGGAUAUGGGCGCCGCGAGGGGUCGGAUUGCCGGGCUGGAGGCGGAGAGGGAGGCGGAGCGGGGUGCGGCGGUGGAGCGGGAGAGGCAGUUGAGUGAGCGGUUGGAGCAGAUUGGUCGGCAGCUGGAGCAGGCGGAGGCUGCUGCCGCCGCUGCCGCCGCCGCCCAGUCGGCGAGCGACGCCGCCCGAGUGGCUACCGCGGCGCAGCUGAGCGCGGUUCGUGCGGAGGCGGCGGCGGCGCAGCAGACCGCCGCCAAGUGUCUUGCGGAGCUGGAGGAGGAGCGGGUGGCGCGGAGGGAGGCGGAGGCGCAACUGGGCCGAGUGCAGGCACGACUGGACGACGUGCUCGCCAAGAGUGACGAGUACCGCCGCAACACGGAGGACAACGUUCACGAACUCCGCGAGCAGUUUAACGAACUCAAGGCGCGCAAGGUGGCAAAGCAGCAGCAGCGUAAGGCCCAACAGCUCAUGGCAGGACCCAACGGUAACGCCAACCGUGCUAACGGUAACGGUAAUGGCAACGGCAAGGUCGUUGGUGCGAACGGCUCGGGAGCGGAGGCGGUGGCGACGGUUGCGGCGGUUGCUGCUGCGGCGGCGGUGGCGGCCACGGCGGCUGCUGCUCGAGAGGAGGAGGAGAAGGCUGCCGCUGCUGGUGCGGCUGGUGCGCAGGCUGCUGCUGCGGCAACCGUUGCGGCGGCACCGGAGAGCGGCGAGAAUACUACCACUUCCGAGAACAAGAACAAUGACAAGGAGGCAGCUGCUGCCGGCGCGGUAUCAGACGCUGAGGCGGAGGGUGCUCAAGAGCCCGCUGAGGUGUUGCUGAGCGGUCAGGCGGAGGAGGAGGGAGCGGCUCCGGCUGCUGAGGUGGUUGCCGGUGCCGGUGCUGCGGCUGCUGCGGCUGGCUCGGAGGCGGCUGAGGCGGGUGGUAAUGAGCUGGUGUCCGCAGUCGCUGCGGGUCCGAGUGCGGGUGCGACAGGUGCGGCGGGCGGCAGCGGCUCGGGUGGCAAGAGGAGCAGGAAGGGUAGGAAGUGAGGCUUGACGUGUGAGAGAGGCUGAGGGUGCUGAGGCUGGAACUGCAGGUGCCGUGGAGGGCGUUGCGAGGGAGGUUUGGAGAGGAGGAGAAGUGCAUGGUGAUUUGGCGGAGAAGUGGGGAACAGGAGGGUUGCAGAGCGGCAGGCGGCUUAAGCUGUAAGGUGUCAGCCUACUUGAAUGAGACAAUGGAUUGAAAGUGGGAGCAACAGAGCGAGGGUCGUAUCUGGUAGUAUCAUCAUAGCUUGUCUGUUGCGUUGGACGGGCGUUAGUUGUGCGGCAUGAGUGAGACCCGUGGGUCCGUCUGAGAGUAAGGCGAGGAAGAUGUAUGGGGCUGAGAUAGACUGAGAAGCAGGAUGAGAGGGUGUUGAUGGAUGGGAGUGGCUGGCAACUGGAAUGAUCCGUGCAUGCAGCGGCUUGAUGAGAGGGCAUGGAUUGAUGAGAGGGGCUGGCAACCGGGGCGUUCUGUGCAUGCAGCGAUGUGACCUCGGGAAGGGGUUCUAAACGGUAGCAGUUCCGAAUAAUGGAACAGAGAUGCAACGGAGACGUAUGCAGAUGUCGGUAGGUCACACUCGGGACACUCGGCUAUGGGGUUGCUUUGAGUGCUGGGUACUGUGGACGGCACCCCAUGUUGCCCCAAUCAGCAAGCAGAUGCCCACUGCACGGCGUGUAAGCACAUGCUACGUAUCCCUGACGUGUGGAUUCGUCAGGGGCUCCCCUGGUACCGGUAUUACCCCGGUCAGGCCGCACGAGGGGAGUAAGGAGCCCUCGCGCUGAGAAUGCGGCUGCCGUUGUUGGGUGCGCUUGCUGACACUUCUUGUCAGAAUAAACACGCGGCUUUAAGUAUUCCUAAAAGAUUAUCCCCAG